GCGCGGCAUCUCGGGAUUUGUAGUUCCCGGGCUAGAGCGACAUGGCGGCGGUGCGGGCUCUGGCGGCUCUCGGUGCAGCGCUUCUCUUUGCCGCUGCCUCUCAGGCCAGCAAAUACUCCCGAGAGGCCAACGAGGGGUUGGCGGCUGCCGGUGCCAAGCGGCGGGAAACCGGGGAGUUCCGGGUUGUGAGGCUGAACCAGGUCUGGGAGAAGGCGCAGCGGCUUCAUCUUUCUGCUGUGAAACUGGCAGAAUUGCACAGUGAUCUAAAAAUACAAGAAAAGGAUGAGCUAAGCUGGAAAAAACUGAAGGCUGAAGGGCUGGAUGAAGAUGGAGAGAAGGAAGCCAAACUCAGACGUAACUUAGAUGUCAUUAUGACUAAGUAUGGAAUGAAUGGAAAGAAGGACUCUCAGCUAGCUGAUACCAACUACAUUAAAGAUGGGGCAGAAAGUGAUACAUUAGAUGAUCCAAGACUGGAAAAAUUGUGGAGCAAGGCCAAGACCUCUGGGAAGUUCUCUGAUGAGGAGCUGGAUAAGCUUUGGCGAGAGUUUAAGCAUCACAAAGAAAAGAUUCAUGAAUACAAUAUUCUACUCGAGACUGUGAGCAGAACAGAAGAUAUCCACAAAAAUGUUAUCAGCCCAUCUGAAGAGAACUUGGUGAAAGAGGAAAUCUUGCACAACAAACACAGAGAGCUCAAGGAGAAGCUGAGAAGCAUCAAUCAGGGGUUUGAGCGUUUGCGGAAAGUCAGUCACCAGGGAUAUGAUACAACCAGUGAAUUUGAAGAACCAAGAGUGAUUGAUUUAUGGGACAUGGCCAAAUCAGCCAAUUUCACUGAGAAAGAACUUGAAUCUUUUCGGGAGGAGCUGAAACAUUUUGAAGCAAAAAUUGAAAAACAUCAUCAUUAUCAGAAACAGUUAGAGAUCUCACACCAGAAACUAAAGCAUAUAGAGGGAACUGGAGAUAAGGAUCAUCUGAACAGAAACAAAGAGAAAUAUGCCAUGCUGGAAGAAAAGACAAAAGAACUAGGAUAUAAGGUAAAGAAGCAUUUGCAAGACUUAUCCAGCAGAAUCUCUCAAGGUCUUCAACACAAUGAAUUAUAAAAAUUUGUUCUCCUUCAUGAGACACAAAAACACAAAAGAGGUAAUCUGUUUUUGAACAGGAUUUACCAAGGACUCCUUCUGAAAUAGAAAGGAUUGAACAGGGUUGUCCUUAAUAAAAAUUUUUUUUGGUCCACUUAAUUGCCAGUUUUGUAUUUGCACUCUCAAAUUAAAUUAUUAGAUUAGAAAAGUGUUGCACAUCUUGGAUCAUAUAAAUCUUACAUCUGAAUCAAGUAGCAGCCUUUGAAAUAAGCAGUCAUCUCAAAAGGAGAAACCUGUCAGAGGUUUCCUGGUAGAAAAAACCAUACCAGUCUGAUAGUCAGCAAAGGUAUUCUGCUCAAUAAAAGCAAAUAGAGGAAGUAGAGGAAGUUAAAACAGGCCAGAAAAGUCUUUUAUUUCAGUGUCUAGCCUAAUCCAUUUCCUCCUGAAGGUAGUGAAAAUAUUUCUACUGACUGAGCAUAUUUCUACUGCUCUGAGCUGCACUGUGUAUGAAUCUUUCAUGUGAGAGGGGGAGGAAGAGUAAGGAGGGAACAAGUAUUGAGGUCAGUUGGCACAAUUUAGUUACAGACUAACACAUCUGAAGUUACUGAAUGUACAUUUACAAUUAUCUUGUUCAUGGUUGAUUGGUUUUGUUACAUUUAGUCAUUAAAAAAAAAUCGAAACAA
Messenger RNA from Calypte anna (Anna's hummingbird), 1759 nucleotides. It is a transcript of the gene LRPAP1, whose product is annotated as LDL receptor related protein associated protein 1. Gene Ontology annotation, cellular component: rough endoplasmic reticulum lumen; cis-Golgi network; plasma membrane. NCBI's taxonomy places the organism in Eukaryota, Metazoa, Chordata, Aves, Apodiformes, Trochilidae. Gene Ontology annotation, molecular function: heparin binding; lipase binding; low-density lipoprotein particle receptor binding. The record is from RefSeq and is a predicted model, not a curated record. The transcript has 8 exons. Gene Ontology annotation, biological process: negative regulation of very-low-density lipoprotein particle clearance; negative regulation of receptor internalization. Bases 42 to 1097 code for a protein of 351 amino acids.